CGUAGGCGGUGGGACCAAACUUAUACCAUAAAAGGCGGUAUUAGUUUCCCUAGGCCAAAAUUUGUGACGGGCGAGGACUGGACGCCGGGGAUGGGAUCUUCAACAUUUCUUCUGUUUUCUUAUGCAGUUCUUCUAUCCCUUACUACUCUUAACCUUUCGGAUGAUGAUGUUUAUUUUGAGCAUAACUGUAGUGAAAUCAGAGGCAACUACACCGCAAACAGUACUUACCAGGCCAACCUCAAUAGCAUUAUCUCUCAGUUCUCCUCUCUAACUGAAAUCAAUUAUGGGUUCUUCAAUCUGUCAGCUGGUGUAAGCCCUGACAAAGUUAACGUUAUCGCACUUUGCAGGGGUGACUUAGACCAAGACCAAUGCAACAAUUGCCUCAACUACACCGCAACCAAGCUCGAGCGAUUUUGUCCCUCCAACAAGGAGGCGACCGCGUGGUCUGAACUUUGUUUGGUGCGGUACGCCAACAGAGACAUUUACGGAAAGCUGGAGAACGAUCCUCGUGAAUGCAAAAACAACCCAAAGAAUGCAUCGAACCCUGAUCAGUUCAAUCAGGCAUUAAGUGAACUAUUGAAUGCCCUGAACAGCAAAGCUGCUGCUGGGGGUCCUCUUCGCAAGUAUGCAGCUGGUAAUGCUACAGCUGGCAACCUGCAAACGAUAUUCGCUACGGCGCAGUGUACUCCUGAUUUGGACGAGGGAAAUUGCACUACUUGUCUAACUUACGCUAUGGGAGUGCUUCGAAGCUGUUGCUAUGGAUGGAAGGGAUGCAGGGUUCUCAGACCAAACUGUGUCUUGAGGUUUGAAUCUAACCUAUUUUAUAGUCAGAUUGCAGUUCCUCUACCGUCACCGUCACCGCCACCGCCACCAUCUCCAACAGCUUCUUCUUCUCCGACGUCAAAAGGAGGUAAAGGAUCUGGCCUUUCUGCUAAAAGAUAUCUAAUAAUUGUUAUUGCUUCAGUUGUUGGCAUUCUGAUACUAAUUAUCAUCUCCAUAUGCAUUUUUAUGAGACGCAGAAAGACACCAAAAAAAUUUGAAACUAAGGAUGAGAUUACUGGGGCUGAGUCCUUGCAAAUCGACUUUGAUUCUGUUCUGGCUGCAACUAAUAACUUUUCAGAUGCCAAUAAGCUUGGACAAGGAGGAUUUGGAGCUGUUUACAAGGGUCAGCUUCCAAAUGGACAAGAGGUUGCUGUGAAAAGACUGUCUAGGGAAUCUCAACAAGGAGACUUAGAAUUUAAGAACGAAGUCCUAUUAUUGGCCAAGCUUCAACACCGUAAUUUAGUUAGGUUCCUUGGUUUCUCCUUGGAAGAACAUGAAAAGAUUCUCAUCUAUGAGUUUGUGCCAAACAGAAGCCUUGAUCAUUUCAUUUUUGAUCGGAUCAAGCGAGCACAAUUAGAUUGGGAAACACGCUACAAAAUCAUUGGAGGCAUUGCUCGUGGACUCCUUUAUCUUCAUGAAGAUUCUAGGCUUCGGAUAAUUCAUCGCGAUCUCAAAGCAAGUAAUAUUUUGUUAGAUGCAGAUAUGACUCCUAAAAUUUCCGAUUUUGGGAUGGCAAGACUGUUUGGACAGGAUGAAACGCAAGGCAGUACUAUAAGAAUUGUGGGAACCUAUGGAUAUAUGGCUCCAGAAUAUGCUAUUCAUGGACAUUUCUCAGUAAAAUCAGAUGUCUUCAGCUUUGGUGUAUUGCUUUUAGAAAUUAUCAGUGGUCAGAAAAAUAAUUGCUUCCGCCACGGGGAGAAUAAUGAGUACAUACUGAACUUUGCGUGGAAAAAUUGGAGAGAAGGGACAGCAUUGAAUGUGAUUGAUCCCACACUGAGUGAUGGUUCAAGAAAUGAGACAAUGAGAUGCAUCCACAUCGCACUGCUAUGCGUUCAAGAAAACGUAGCUAGGAGACCAACCAUGGCUUCUGUUGUUUUCAUGCUGAAUAGCUUCUCGACCACCCUCCCAGUGCCUUCACAACCAGCGUUUUGUACGCAAAGCAACAUUGAAACUGACAUGUCAUCUUCAUUGGCCACUAAUUCAUGGGCGUCAGAGUCCAACAACUCCAAUAUGGAGUUACGCCCGUCAUCCCUCAACGAGGUUUCAGUUACUGAGCUAUCUCCUAGAUAGUGUUUGGAAGAUGUAUACAAUAAGUUUAUUAUCCUGAAUUUCAUUUGUAUUUCUUAUAUUCCAGUUAAAGACUUUGCUGUAUAUCUCACCACGAAGAAGGGGGUGAAAGUUUGGGUAGAAAUCCCACAUCCAAUAAUAUUAUGUAAUCCACCUCUGUGAUCAACGGUUUCCAACUUUUAGCGUAUCUAACUUCAGAGAUCGUGCAACGUAAUUGACCAAAAUUUAUUUGUACAAAAUUAGAAUUUAUCUAAGCAAUUAAUGAUGAAAGUUUCAACUUCCAAAGCUUCGAACAACAUGGCUCCCAAAUCUUCGAACAACAUGGCUUCCUGUUCUCACACUCUUCCAAAGGAGAGGAGUAAAAAGACAAAGUACAAACUAAAAAUUAGAAGUUAUCCGACCAAUAAAUGAUGCGAGUUUCAACUUUCAAUCUUCGCCCAACAUGGCUUUUAGUUCUCAUACUCUUCCAGAGGGGAAUAAAAAGUAAAAGGUACAAACUAAAACGAAAAUCACCAAGAUCAAUGACAAAUAUAAGUUUGAACAAUGGUUCUUUGUGCUGAGGACGGCAGGCACAAAAUAACAGCUUGCCAGCUUGUGCAACCGGAGGACGGAGAAUAUUAUCCUGUGAUGCAUCAACAGCAGCAGGAGGCAAUAACGGCCGCAUGGAAGCUCCAGGAUAGACAACAAAGGGCACUAGCAUGCCACCAACAACUUGGCCUGGGUUAAAAAAUGGAGUUGGAAGAGCAGGAA
Molecule: messenger RNA, 2859 nt
Organism: Durio zibethinus
Lineage: Eukaryota; Viridiplantae; Streptophyta; Magnoliopsida; Malvales; Malvaceae
Source: RefSeq, a predicted model, not a curated record